CACUAUUUCCGCGUUUAUGUUUUGUUUCCGCAAGAGGCGUUACACGAGUUAGACUUACAACAGUUACUACAGCAAGAUAUUUACAUAAUAAGCAAUAUCUUUUUUAGUUAUACAGCCAUGUCAGACCGGGGCGCUUUCGAUACUAAUGUUGUAACUUUGACGAGAUUUCUGCUUCAAGAGGGCAGGAAAGCCAAAGGCACGGGCGAGCUGACAACUCUUCUCAAUGCAAUGUGCACGGCUAUAAAAGCAAUCUCGAGCGCUGUAAGGAAAGCAGGUAUCGCCCACCUGUAUGGCAUUGCUGGAAGCACCAAUGUGACAGGUGAUCAGGUGAAGAAGCUGGACAUCCUUUCCAAUGACCUUGUCAUCAACAUGAUCAAAUCAUCCUACACCUCAUGUGUAAUGGUGACAGAGGAAAAUGAAAAUGCUAUAAUCGUCGAGCCUGAUAGACGAGGUAAAUAUGUGGUUUGCUUUGACCCUCUGGAUGGCUCAUCCAACAUUGAUUGCCUUGCUUCCAUUGGGAGCAUCUUUGCCAUCUACAGAAAGUGCACAGAUGGUGAACCAUCAGAGAAGGAUGCACUGCAGCCUGGGAGAAACAUUGUAGCUGCUGGUUAUGCGCUGUAUGGCAGUGCCACCAUGAUUGUGCUCUCUACUGGUCAGGGAGUGAACUGCUUCAUGUUAGAUCCAGCGAUUGGGGAGUUCAUUCUGGUGGAUAAAGAUGUGAAAAUUAAGAAGAGAGGAAAGAUCUACAGUCUGAAUGAAGGUUAUGCCCUUUAUUUUGAUCCUGCCGUCACAGAGUACCUACAGAAGAAAAAGUUCCCGGAGGAUGGCAGUGCACCCUAUGGAGCCCGUUAUGUCGGCUCUAUGGUAGCCGAUGUGCAUCGGACCCUGGUGUAUGGAGGAAUCUUCCUUUACCCUGCAAAUGUGAAGAGCCCCAAAGGAAAGCUUAGACUUCUCUAUGAAUGUAACCCCAUGGCCUUUAUCAUGGAGCAAGCAGGAGGAAUGGCCACUACAGGGGCCACAAACAUUUUGGACAUCCAGCCCGAGGGCAUCCAUCAGCGUGUACCUGUGGUGAUGGGUUCCCCUGAUGAUGUCCAGGAGUACAUCUCUAUUUUUCAGAAACAUCAUAAAUGAAGAUUUAAACACAGAAUGUAUGCAAUAUACAGAACUCAUAAAAUACUUGACACUCCAGAAUAAUACACCAACAUUCUUGCUCUUAAAAUUUAUGUAGAAUUGAGAUCCUACUUCAAAAACCAAAUGUAUGUAUACAUUGAAACAUUAAAACAUGUUGGGACACUUAUCUUUACAUUAUAUUUAAUAUUUACUCUGAAAACCUUAUAGACCUUAUUUUGGAUGGAUGAUAGUUCCAUUUGUUGUGCCUUAAUGGUCUAAUUGGAUCUCUUUUUUUAUAAUCAAGGUUUUAUUCCACUAGACUUUUUGGGGGUGUAAAUUCAUAUUUUUAAUGUUGUAUUAUACUGGAAAUAUUUUGAAAAGAUUGUAUAUCUAUCACAGCCUGGUUUGUAUUAAAUUGAACAUAAUCUAAGGUUUAAGGGUUACUUCAUUAGUCCAGAGAAUCUGUGUUAGUGUUAGUGGCUGCUGAAAUUAAAAUCGGCUUGCCAAAAAGACCAAAGCAACUUUAUAGCAGUAGCAAGGAUUAUCUGAAAUUAAAUCUUCUGAUUUUAUAUAAUCUGAUCUUUAUAUCUGACUGACUGUGCAUACCAAAUAAUACUUUUUUUGAAGAUUGUUGAGAACAACUGUCAAUAAAUCUCUUGGAAGAAAA
Paramisgurnus dabryanus is the source of this 1777-nucleotide messenger RNA. It is a transcript of the gene fbp1a, whose product is annotated as fructose-1,6-bisphosphatase 1a. Gene Ontology annotation, molecular function: fructose 1,6-bisphosphate 1-phosphatase activity. Gene Ontology annotation, biological process: fructose 6-phosphate metabolic process; fructose metabolic process; gluconeogenesis. NCBI's taxonomy places the organism in Eukaryota, Metazoa, Chordata, Actinopteri, Cypriniformes, Cobitidae. Gene Ontology annotation, cellular component: cytosol; cytoplasm. The record is from RefSeq and is a predicted model, not a curated record.